UUAAUGUCUUUCACUUUCAAUGGGAGUGACUGUAUUAAUAAAUCUCGGGUUUGCCUCCUCGACUGAUUUUUCAAAUGAUUGCUGCAGGACUUUCGACCUAUUCAAGUUCUACCCACUCCUCCUCGCCCCCCACACCCUCGGGAACUCCGGUCCAAACUGAGCUCAGCCCCUUCCUCCUUUCUGGAGGUUCGGGUUAAUCUGGAAACCAAGAGGACGUUAUUCAGGAGCUGCGCGCCGUCAGGUGAACGAAGGCUCCGUCGGACUCUGAGGGGGGAGCCAACCAGGUUCGGCGACUGCGUUUGGACCUUUUUCCUGCCAUUACCGCUGUGAGAGAGCGAACUGGGAGUCAUGACGACAUUCUCGGCUUUGUGGGUGCUCCUACUGUGCCAGCUUUUGACAUCUUCCCAUGGCCAGAGGCCUGGUCCACGAGGAGCAGUAGGGGCAGCAGGGCCGCCAGGGCCCCCUGGACGGGACGGAAUUGAUGGCAAGCCCGGACCUCCUGGAAUGGCAGGAAAAGCAGGCCCCAAAGGAAAAGCAGGAAUACCAGGAGUCGCAGGAAAACCAGGCUUGCCAGGACUUCCGGGGGUGGAUGGUCUGACAGGUCCUGAUGGUCCCCCUGGGAAAGACGGACCUGGAGGGGAACAAGGAGAAACCGGACCUCCUGGGCCAGCUGGACCUGCUGGCAGAGGGAGAGCGGGAGCGCCAGGGCUGCCUGGGACGAAUGGGUUGCCAGGUGGAGUCGGACCUCAGGGUGCUGUGGGUGCUGAAGGUCUUCCGGGACUUCCAGGACCUGCUGGUCCUGAUGGGCCACCUGGUCUUCCUGGUACUCUUCAUGAUCUUAGUGGGGACCUUCUAUGUCCUGCCAUCUGUCCGUCUGGACCUCCCGGUCCUCCUGGGAUGCCAGGAUUUAAGGGUCACACGGGCCAUAAAGGAGACAAGGGAGAAGUCGGGAAAAAUGGAGAGAAGGGUGACGCCGGUCCUCCUGGUCCUCCAGGUUUUCCGGGGACAGUUGGCCUGCAGGGUCCACGUGGUCUAAGAGGUUUGCCGGGUCCAAUGGGAUCUGUGGGAGACAGAGGUCUUCCAGGAUUUAGAGGCAAACCUGGCAUUGCCGGUAUUAUUGGAAAGACAGGUGAUACUGGAGACAGGGGUCCGCAGGGAUUCAAAGGACCCAAGGGAGAAAUUGGUAAGAUUGGUCCAAAAGGAGCUGUCGGUGGUGCCGGACCCAAAGGGGAACCUGGAAUUCCUGGCAGAGACGGCAAAGACGGCACACCAGGAAUGGAUGGCGAGAAGGGUGAUGCUGGGCGCCAUGGGGUUGCUGGGGAAAAAGGACCAAAUGGACUUCCUGGUCUACAAGGGAAAGCUGGCAGCAAAGGAUCAAAAGGAGAAGUUGGUGAUGCAGGAAAGGCCGGGGAGACGGGGCCCUCUGGAGAGCCAGGUAUUCCUGGUGACAUUGGCGUACCAGGAGAGAGAGGUAUAGCGGGACCCAGAGGAGUGGCUGGAGGAAUUGGACCUGCAGGCAACCAAGGACCUCAGGGAGUGAAAGGUUUCCAAGGCGUCCAAGGUACAUUGGGGGAUCCAGGUCUUCCAGGGCCGACAGGAAUUCGGGGAGAGUUUGGUGAAAGAGGGCCGGUUGGUGCUUCGGGAGCUAAAGGAGACAUGGGUGUAGCGGGAAGCGAUGGUUUACCUGGAGAGAACGGAGAACCGGGCCAUUUUGGAGCAGUUGGACAAAAAGGAGAGGCAGGGAAACGAGGAGAGCUUGGACCUAAAGGUGUCACAGGGCCGCAGGGAGAACUUGGAGCGAGAGGGCCUCCAGGAAAACCAGGUUUAAUGGGCCUUCAGGGAGAACAGGGUCUUCCUGGAAUAGCUGGAAAGACAGGUGUACCUGGUAAACUCGCAAGCGAACAGCACAUCAGGGAGUUAUGUGGCUCUAUGAUCGAUGAUCAAAUCGCACAACUGGCCGCCAAUCUUCGCCGACCCCUGGCACCUGGGAUGGUCGGCCGACCCGGACCAGCCGGGCCUCCAGGACAGUCGGGGUCGGCCGGCUCUAUCGGUCACCCCGGUGCCCGUGGACCUCCAGGAUACAGAGGCCUUCCAGGAGAACUUGGAGAUCCUGGUACUAGAGGUGACGUUGGUGAACAGGGUGAUAAGGGACCCAUCGGCAAAGCAAUUGAGGGCCCUGUCGGAGACCAAGGAUACCAAGGUGUUCCGGGAGUUCCAGGGAUUGUUAAAGAUGGGCGUGAUGGAUCUCCAGGAGAUCCAGGUGAGCCUGGGGAGCACGGCAGGGUAGGUAGGACUGGACACCAAGGACCUCCUGGCAUCUGUGACACAUCAGCCUGUCAGGGAGCAUCUGUUGCAGGGAAGUCAUCCAACCCUAAAAACUAUUAAGCCUGAUUUCCAGCCACCCGCUGCCAUCUGAAGCAACAGCCAAAAAAGGGUAGGGGAAAGGAUGGAAAUAAAGACCAGGGUGGUCACAAAAAUCUCUUUAUUUGAAUCACAGUUUGGAAGGAAAACAAAAAACAGGCGUGACAUUUUGAAAGGAACUGACGAACAUCUGUGACAUCAAUAACAGCAGCUCCCCACCACCUCUUGAAAUCACGCCGUCUUCCAAUAAGGUGGAUGCCUGGACAAAGUGCUAGAGAACAUCAGCUUUCCCUCCCAUUAUUAAAAAUAAGACUUUUGUAUUUUGAACAAGUGAAAAAAGUGGAAUGCGUGCCUUGUGUAUAAAAACCUUGUACAUGUUGUCCUUGCCCUCAUUUCUAUGGUCUACUCUGACAACAAUAGUGAGUAUAGAGUAGAUGAAUUCUGGCCCAUUUAUGUACAAUCCAGGUUUUGACUCGGCGCAUGUUUUUUUUUUGUGUGUAAAUUAUGCGAUCAGGAGCCGCAAACAGGUGCAGAAUAAUCCAGUCCAAUUUUUUCCCCCUCGGCUGUUACAACAUAACAUGUUAUAACAUUUAAAGUUGAACCUCGAAUCAAAUGCCAAAUAAAACUUGUGGAUGAAGACACAUUCACACAUUGUAAAAUAAAUUCAGUAGGUGCAGGUGUUUUUUCUUUUUUAUGAGAUUGGAUUCUGCAAUGACCACAUUCAUUAUGUAUUAGAGGUGCUGUAACUAUUACAUAAACAAUUAAACACUAUUUAUUAUGUGUGGGUGACUGUUGUAUGUACACUUGAUAGAUGACACAGAGAUCUGUUGUAAUAAAGAACGAAUAAAGCCACUUUUCAGUAAAACUUAACUGUUCUCUACAUAUGGAGUGGAAGAUAUGCAUUACAGAGUCAUCAAAACCAUUAAAAACAUGGAAACAGUCCAAAUUCCCGAAAGUGGGCAACCGAACAGUAGUGAAAAUCCUGAUCAACUCAGGAUCAGAGGUGGGUAG
Corythoichthys intestinalis (scribbled pipefish) is the source of this 3372-nucleotide messenger RNA. It is a transcript of the gene col9a3, whose product is annotated as collagen, type IX, alpha 3. NCBI's taxonomy places the organism in Eukaryota, Metazoa, Chordata, Actinopteri, Syngnathiformes, Syngnathidae. The coding region runs from base 349 to 2385 and encodes 678 amino acids. The record is from RefSeq and is a predicted model, not a curated record. The transcript is spliced from 32 exons. Gene Ontology annotation, biological process: extracellular matrix organization. Gene Ontology annotation, cellular component: collagen type IV trimer; collagen type IX trimer. Gene Ontology annotation, molecular function: extracellular matrix structural constituent conferring tensile strength.